AUGGAAACCCAUCUACAACAGGUGAAGAACAGUUCUCAAACCUUUUCUGAAAAGCAAAACCCUAAAGAAGCUUCACCAAUAUCAUCUCCUUCUCCUUCUUCUUCUCCUUCUCAUGACUUCUCCUUCACCAUCUCUCUCCAGCCUCUCUCUUCUUCCUCAAAACACAUCAGCCCUACUCUAAGAAACCCCUCCAAAACGACAUCGUCUUAUCAACAAACCGAUCCAUUCGCCGUCGACUUAUCCCCUGCCGAUGAGAUCUUCUUCCACGGCCAUCUUCUCCCUCUCCAUCUCCUCUCUCACCUCCCUGUCUCUCCACGAACAUCCACAGGUUCGUAUAAUGACGGAUUUGCCCUCCCUGUCAGAGAUAUAUUACCUGACGAGCCCACUACUCUCACCACCACAAACAACGUUAUCAGCAUGGAGGCAAAGGACAACAACGCCGGCGAUAAAGCAGAGGGAUCCGAAAGUGACAAUCGGGUGAAAACCAAAUCCGUUAAGUCAUUUUCUCUCUUUGGUUUAUCGAAAUGGAGAAAAGGGUUCGAAAGCAACGAGCGUGAACAACAACAACAGCAGCAGCAGAAGAAGAAACUUAUGAGCUUAGACCUAAGUCACGCGGUCAAGAAGUACAUAAGGAUGUUGUUUCAGAGGAGAGAAAACGGCACGCAGUUCAGGAACAGAAGACAUACUUCAUCUUAUUCUUUCUCAUCCUCUAUAAUGGGUUCCAAAGGAAACAGCAAGGCAAUGACUAAUGGCUCGAGAGAUCUGAUUCGAGGGAGGAGAGGUGAGUUGUUCUCAGCUCCGGCGUCAAUGAGAACAUCUCCGACGAACAGUGGCCACCUUCGUGUGUCCACGGCGGGACUGUCGUCAAGCUCGGCUUCCACGUCAUCAUCGUCGAGUGAUAGCACCAUGGAAGAGUUGCAAGCUGCGAUACAAGCGGCCAUCGCUCAUUGCAAGAACUCAAGCGCCGUUGAUCGUGAUGAUAAGGUUAUGGAUUCUUGA
Molecule: messenger RNA, 999 nt
Organism: Microthlaspi erraticum
Lineage: Eukaryota; Viridiplantae; Streptophyta; Magnoliopsida; Brassicales; Brassicaceae
Source: the annotation of a GenBank genome assembly